AUGUCUCUUUCCUUAUUACAACCUUCAUUUUUGAUGUCAAAGACCAGAAGCUAUGCGCAAAUUCUCAUUGGAUCUCGGUUGUUCUUAACAGCGAUGGCUAUUCAUUUAAGUCUUCGGGUAGCACCACUAGAUCUUCAACAAGGUGGAAAUUCUCGUAUUCUGUAUGUACAUGUUCCUGCGGCUCGGAUGAGUAUUCUUGUUUAUAUCGCUACGGCUAUCAACACUUUCUUCUUCCUAUUAACAAAACAUCCCCUUUUUCUUCGCUCUUCCGGAACCGGUACAGAAAUGGGUGCUUUUUUUACCUUGUUUACUUUAGUGACUGGGGGGUUUCGGGGAAGACCUAUGUGGGGCACCUUUUGGGUGUGGGAUGCUCGUUUAACCUCUGUAUUCAUCUCGUUCCUUAUUUACCUGGGUGCACUGCGUUUUCAAAAGCUUCCUGUCGAACCGGCUUCUAUUUCAAUCCGUCUUGGACCGAUCGAUAUACCAAUAAUCAAGUUUUCCGUCAACUGGUGGAAUACAUCGCAUCAACCUGGGAGCAUUAGCGGAUCUGGUACAUCAAUACAUGUUCCUAUGCCCAUUCCAAUCUUGUCUAACUUUGCUAACUUCCCCUUAGCAACCCGUAUCUUCUUCGUUUUGGAAACACGUCUUCCUAUUCCAUUUUUUCCCGAAUCUCCUUUCACGGAAGAAAUCUCAGCUUUUUAUGCUAAAAUGACAUCAGCAGGCUCAAAGAAUCCCACGGAGCGGUAAAGCCACCCCUUCCACUCCCCCGUACCUAAUAGUUCAAAUCGUUCUGCUAGGGCACGCGUCCUACUCUCAGUUACCUCCUAAGUCAAGACCCUAUUAGGAAAAAACCACUCUUGGGCGUCUGCGAACCCUCUCGUUCGGCAACCUCAUCUUCGCUAGUUCUUUUUAUCCUCUCCUUUGCUGCCGAUUCCCCUGUGCUGCUUACUAACUAAUUACUAAGCAAGAAUCUCUGACCUUGCUUCCCAGACUGCUUUCUCUUUAGUAGUCUUUCUGUGCCGAUUGAUGAUGAUAAUGGCAGCACAAGAUCUUUUACACAGCCUCAGACUUAUCUCUUUCACCUGGAUGUCCCCUUUCUUUUGUAGAGGCUAUUCCUUCGAGAUCCACUAUUGGGAUCUCAAACAGAAAGAACGAAGAAACUCUCUUUCCUUAUUCACACCGGUCCCUUGAUGAACAAACCGCUGACGCUUCCUCUUUCCCUUCAGCCUUAGCCCCUACUCUGAUUCAUUCUUCUCGGCCGGAUGAGCUACUUUGUGCCUAUCGCUUCUUCGCCCCUCUCCCUCUCUCUCUCCUUCUACAAGAUAAUACAAGACAAGAAUGAGAGAGCUACGUGGGAGAAUGAAGAUCGAAUUCAACUCUAAUUCCGCUGACUCGUAAACACACUCAAUUACGCCUAGCCUUCUCGUUCGUGAUCCGACCGCUCCGAAGGAGUCAUUCAAUUCCACACUCAAAUAACUCGACUCAAAAUGUAAGGAGAGGAGCAAAGAAUUUGCGAACUCCUUAUCAAAGAAUGAUCGAAAUCCAUAUUCAAAAAUUAGUGAAUUUGAGGUUCAUCUCACGCAAAUUCUUUGCGCCUGAUAAUUGAAAGAUUUCCCUAGAAACUGAGGGCUCGAAAUUCAAGACCUUCGGACGUCUCUCAAAUUCUUUGACCGCGGAGAAGGAGUCAUUCAAUUCCACACUCAAAUAGCUCGACUGAAAGGUGCGAAGCAGCUCGACUAAGAAGGAGUCAAUGAACAAGGGUUGCGAGGAGUUGCAAAAUUCUUUGCUCCUUUUUAGGAGCGCAAGUACAGAAAGCGGAGGAGUUUCCAUAUUCGAUUUGAUCCACUAAGUCAAAGAUGGAACUAGAAGACGAGACUGAAUCAAUGAACAAAGAGGGGGAGAAGAGAGAAGCGACUAUUCAUGAUCGAUGUUAUUGGCUCUUCCGAAGAGGAAGGGUUCGAAGAGAUUAUGGCAGAUCAUGUUCACCAAGAAAUGACCCGAAAUUGGAUCUUGGUCUAUUCUAUUUGAGAUUCUUCCUUUUCAUCUCCAUCAAAAUGUAAUGUAAUGAGAGUGUGGAUUCUCAAUUGUAACCUCCCAUUUCUCGAGAUCCCAUAGCAUGCAGCAACUAGUUGUAAGAAAGAGGGGGGAGUCUCAAGAGAGAUUUCAAGUGUGCAGUGAGGAGUAAUAGGUAGCCAUACCAUACUUCACUCGGCCCAAGCAAUGCCCAUCCCAUGCCUUUCUUGGUUGGACCAACCCAACCGGCGAUUUCCGUCUUCCUUCAUUGGGAGAGCAAGAACAAGUCUCUCUUUUUUUGGGGGGGGAGCAGAGCAGUCAAAGAAGAAAGCAAAGAAAAUGAUUGUUCUCAAAUGGCUAUUCCUCACAAUUGCUCCUUGUGAUGCAGCGGAACCAUGGCAAUUAGGAUCUCAAGACGCAGCAACACCUAUGAUGCAAGGAAUAAUAGACUUACAUCACGAUAUCUUUUUCUUCCUCAUUCUGAUUUUUGUUUUCGUAUCACGGAUCUUGGUUCGCGCUUUAUGGCAUUUCCACUAUUCAAAAAAGAAAA
This is a messenger RNA of Cucumis melo (muskmelon), 2563 nucleotides long. RefSeq names its product putative cytochrome c biosynthesis ccmC-like mitochondrial protein. Gene Ontology annotation, biological process: heme transport; cytochrome complex assembly. Gene Ontology annotation, molecular function: heme binding; heme transmembrane transporter activity. Gene Ontology annotation, cellular component: plasma membrane. The record is from RefSeq and is a predicted model, not a curated record. Lineage: Eukaryota; Viridiplantae; Streptophyta; Magnoliopsida; Cucurbitales; Cucurbitaceae.